CGCUUCGCCGCCGUCAGCGAGGCCUACCGGGUGCUGGGCAGCGCUGCCCUGCGCCGCAAAUACGACCGCGGCCUCCUCAGCCCCGAGGACGUGCGCGCCGCCCCCCAGCCCUCGGGCCGCCCGCCCACACCUGCCCCACCGCCGCCUCGGGCCCCCGCCGCCGCCCGUCGUGGGCCCGUCCCGCCGCCUUUCGACUUCGACGCCUUCUACCGGGCGCACUACGGGGAGCAGCUGGAGCGGGAGCAGGUGCUGAGGGCACGGCGGGGGCAGCUUCGCCUCCGCCGGGAGGAGGCCGCGGCCCAGGGGCGUUUGCGGCUCGUCUCUGACCUCUCAGUCGGGCUCAUCUUCUUCCUGGGUUUUGCGAUCCUCUACGGCCUCAAGUGACAGCGGGGCCGGGCAGGCAUCGGUCACCGACCCAGCUCCAGUGCUGCAGGAGGAAGGAGUGUCACCAGCGGGCAUGGCAGCUGGCUGGGGGAUGUCCCUUGUGUCCACACAGUUGGUAGGCACCACGUGCAGGGUCUGCUCCUCAGACUGUGACAUUUCCCCUUUGCCAGUGUGACCUUCAGACACGGUAUGUGACCAGCAGCCAUCCACGUGCGAGCUCUGCUCCUUAGGCUGAGACAUGUCCCUUCUGCCAUUGUGACCUUCAGAGAUAGUGCCCAAGCAGCAGGCUCCAUGUGUGGGUUCUGCUCCAUGGGCUGUGACCUGACCCCUCUGCUGGCGUGACCUUCAGAAAUGGAGUGCAGCUGCAGACACGGUACAUGGCUGUGACUCGACCUCUGCAAGUGUGACCAGCAUGUGACCACUGGAUACCACAUGUGGGCUCUGCUCCACCGGCAGUGAUGUGCCCUUGGCACCAACUUGGCCAUGCAGACAUGGUGUGGGGGCUCAAAAGGAUGUGAUGUGUCCCCUCUGCGGAUACAGCCUGCAGGCAUGGUGCCAGACAGGUAAAUGUGCAGUUCAUGGACUCUGCUUUGUGGACUGUGAUGUGUCCCCUUCAUUGGCACUGCUGUUUGACCUUGGUGGGAACUACAUGCCUAUUCUAAGCCACAGCAAAGAUUAAACGGCUGUCAGUGGUG
This is a messenger RNA of Calidris pugnax (ruff), 1079 nucleotides long. It is a transcript of the gene DNAJC30, whose product is annotated as DnaJ heat shock protein family (Hsp40) member C30. The transcript has a single exon. The record is from RefSeq and is a predicted model, not a curated record. The annotation marks the transcript as partial. Lineage: Eukaryota; Metazoa; Chordata; Aves; Charadriiformes; Scolopacidae.